AGUCGUCGCUGGAUACUCAUUUUCAUUUCUAAAAUGGACGUCAAACAUUAAUAAUCAUUUUUUGAUUAAGUAGCCAACGUUUUUAAUUAAAUUUUUAAUAAUUUAAAGAGAAGGCCGUAUUGAAAAGAAAGUGGUGAAGACGUGAUUUUAAAACCUUUUUUGUGUAAGUGCUUAAGUGCGCGUUCUUGCUAAAAGCGGUUAAUCUUGAAUUAGUUGGGUAUAGACCAACAUCGGUUUAACGCGCGUUAUAAACGUUGAAAGCUCGUAAAAACGACAUCUUUUGCCGUUCGCAAUAUAGUUUCGAUUAUUGAUCCUCGUCUUUUAGCAUUUGUUGAUCCUCAGUUGAUCGCUUCUGUUAUACCGCUUGAAUUACACCAUGUCGACGUCACGCAGACGUGGCGAAUUAAAUCCUAAACUUCACAUGGAUAGGCAACCUACAGUUGCCCGCAUCACAGAUCCAUCGCUUCCUGCUGGAAAACGUAGGGAAAUUGAUAACGUCAUGAAAAAAGCUCGCGCAAACACCAAUGAUUACUGGGAUAAGAAGUUACUCGAGGUAGAGGAAAAGGAUCCAAAUCGUUGGCGACAUACCGGUUAUAAGAAAAUGUAUAUCCAAGGUGAUAGCAGCUCCGGAGAAAGUGAUCGUGAUGGUGGUUUUCGUUAUAAUUCUUCGACUGGUGGUCCAAUCGGUGGACCUGGUGGGGGUGGUCCACCAACUUCCGGUCGGUAUGGUCGUUCGCGCUCUCCGCACUCACGCAGUCGGUCGCGUUUGAGAAAAUCUCCCCCUAUGUCGCCACCAAUGCGUCGUCGAUCGCCGCCUAUGGAUAUGGGUGGACGACGUAUGUCCCCACCAUCCAUAGAUGGCAUGCGCGGUCGUCCUCGUUCGCCACCAGCACGAGGUGGAAUACCGCCGCGUUCCCCUUCUGAUAUGGGUCGCGGUCGUAUGCCUUUAUUUGGGGGUGGUGGUGUUGGAAAUAAUCGGCCGCGUUCGCCACCCGAGCCACCGAUGCGCCGCAAGUCGUCGCGUUCGCCAUUAGGUAGACGUCGGUCACCGCCUAACAUAAAUCGCAGACGCUCACCCCCACCAGCAGGAGCAAAUAAACGUGGGCAAAUAUUGCCGCGCUCUAAGCGGCCACCGUCUCCGCCGCCGAGGAAUUCGUGCCGGUCGCGGUCGAACAGCUCUGUAAGCAGUUGUUCGGAUGAUUCUUGUUCGGUGUGUUCACCAAAACAUCAUCAUAGAUCACGGUCUCACUCCAUGCCGCGUUCGCGUAUACCAGGUGGGCCCCGGUCUCCACCGCCAAAGGCUUCGUCGCGUUCCAUACCAUACCGUGGAAGUCAACAACCUCCAAAUGGUCACACUUCGUCGCGUAUGCAUGCUCGUCCAACUACACCGCCUCCACCGAACGUGCGUACUGUAGAUAAAUAUCGGGAUGAAAAAAUACGUCGGUAUAGUCAUGACCGCAGUAUCGAUCGCGUACCAUCUGACGGGCGUCUAAAACUUGCACGUUCAGGUCGGCAUUCGCCAGUCGAGGAUCCACGAGUCAAAAACCGUCCUCCGGAGCCACCAGAGCCUGCUUCGUCUUCUGCGACAACAUCUGCUGUUUCUAAGAAAAAGAAAAAGGACAGAGAACUACGCACGCGUAUAAAAAUAGAAGGAGAAAAACGAAAGAAGCAUUCAUCCUCGGAAUCUGAAGACUCGGGUGGCUCGGAUAGUGACAGUUCAUUGCCUACUUUUAUUGCCGCCACCGGACUAACACUUUCUGAACGCUUUGGUAAAAUGGCUCAAUGGAGUAUUGAUCGUAGCAAUAUGGAAAACAUGCGCAUUACCAAAGACUCCACCGGGGGAGCUUUAAAAGUUAUGAUAGAAGAGGGGCUCGAGUCUCCGCCGCGUCGUUACUCGUAUUCACCAGCACCGGCUGGUCAUUUUCCGGAAGAACUUGCAACAACAGCACCGUCGGGAAUGCUGUCGUGGGAUGAUGUACGCGUCCGUUACGAAUACUACAAAAGUCGUGGAUAUUUGCGCGAUUUAGACUUAAAGGAUUACAUAAAGUGGGAAGAAUGGUGGUAUAAAUACCAAGAAUGGUUGAAACAAGAACGCUACUAUGAGUAUUGGGAACGUCAGCAAAUGGCACGUCGCCGACGUAAGAAGCUACCUAUAACGCAGCGUCUAAAUUAGGUACUCAUUUUUGUAUUCAUUCGUUUAUCACAGAUUAAGAAGUUGUUUUAGAACUUGUAACGUGCACACGAUUACGCAUAAAUCAUCAUAAACAGAAGGUAACUUGAAUGAUGAAGUUGCUUUUCAUUGUGGUGUCAACUGCGUUUUUUUCUCAUUUACAUACCUAUGUAUAUUGAACAAUUGAUAUGUAUAAAAUAAUAAUUAUAAUAUAUACGUAAGUAACUUAUAAAAUACACUAAGUGUUCAACUUGGCAAUUGGUUUAUAAUUGUGCUGAAGUUGUUGCUUUGACAAAUAUUAUUAUGUGUAUUAUAAACUGUAAUAGUCGUAAAUAAACCAGGAACAAUUAUCAAAAUUUCAUA
Messenger RNA from Anastrepha ludens (Mexican fruit fly), 2533 nucleotides. RefSeq names its product serine/arginine repetitive matrix protein 1. The transcript is spliced from 7 exons. The record is from RefSeq and is a predicted model, not a curated record. NCBI's taxonomy places the organism in Eukaryota, Metazoa, Arthropoda, Insecta, Diptera, Tephritidae. Bases 377 to 2173 code for a protein of 598 amino acids.